Molecule: messenger RNA, 828 nt
Organism: Schistosoma haematobium
Lineage: Eukaryota; Metazoa; Platyhelminthes; Trematoda; Strigeidida; Schistosomatidae
Product: blue light receptor
Exons: 3
Coding region: 1-828 (275 amino acids)
Biological process (GO): alpha-tubulin acetylation
Cellular component (GO): microtubule
Molecular function (GO): tubulin N-acetyltransferase activity
Source: RefSeq, a predicted model, not a curated record
AUGCUUAAAUAUGAAAAUAUUAAUCCUUCUUGUUUGGCUAUUGAUUUUCCUUCGAAAAAAAUGUUACAAUUUUUACAUAAACAUUAUCAAUUAAAAAAUCCAAUUUUUUCAUCAAAUAAUUUUGUUCUUUAUUCAAAAUUUUUCGAUCAAGUUUUUUAUGAUACAUUAAACAUUGAAAAACAUUCUACUAUUCCAUGUGAAUUAUCAUCUAUUAUUCAAAUUUGGGAUAAAGAAGGUUUAAUUCAUAAAAGAAAGAUGAAUCCUAUUGUAAAUCAUUCUUAUCAUAAACCUAAUAAUAAUAAUAAUAAUAAUAAUAAUAAUAAUAAUAAUAAUAAUAAUAAUAAUAAUAAUCACUAUGGCAACACAAUAGCCAUGGCUGAACAAGCAAAGUUAAAUGAUCAAACUCAUAUUCAUAAUAAAACAUUAACUAAUCAACAAGUGAAUGAAUUACAUAGAACUAUCAAUGAUCAAAUACCUAUACCUAUGAUAGAUAUGAAGUUAUGUAAUAAUAAUAAUAAUAAUAAUACAUUAACAAGUGUUUAUGAUGUAUCUAAAAUAGAUGAUGGAAAUGUUAAAUUAAAACAGGAUCUUAAUAAGGUAAAACCUAUGGAUCAGCAUCAUAAUGGAGUGAAGACAUUUGAACUAUUACAUAAUGUAUAUGAUAAUGUUAAUAGAUCUACAACACAAAAAAAAUCGACUAGUUCCAUUAUGACCACCAAUUCAGAAAUGUUUAAUUAUCGUUCAUUCGAAUUAAAAAAUCGUUCUAAACAAACUUACUCUUAUAUAAAUGCUGUACGUAAUCAUAAUUGUCAUACAAGAUUGUGGUAA